AUGGCAAAGGAAGGCGCUGGCAUGGGAGACAGUGCGGGGCUGGGCAAUGGAUAUGUUUCAAUCCUUCCCAUGUCCGACAACGGUUGCAGUCUCUCUGGGCAGCAAAGACAGCAAGUCGUCAAGCCCAGGAUCAAGAGAAGGAAGAAUCCUGAGGCCCACGAUCCUUCGGAAGCCUUCCCAGUCGUGCUGAGCGCAGAGCUGCUGAAGAAACACUUUCACUUGCCACUAUGCGUUGCCGCCAAGAAGAUUGGGGUUUGUACGACUGCGCUCAAACAGGGAUGUCGAAAGAUUGGAAUCAAGAAGUGGCCUCAUCGAAAGAUCAAGAUGUUGGAGCGAUGCCGCGCUAUCAACACAAGGAAAGAAGGAGGCAGCAACGAUCAACUUCAGGACUUGGAACGAGAGCUAAGCGGUAUAGAUGGAGCUUGCGACUUGUUGGAGUCCCGCAACGUCAACAGCAUGCUUGAUAGCGAUGACAAUUCUUCCAUCUGUCCUUCAGAGAUGUCACAGGCAUCGACAGCAGGACUUCAUAUCGACGACAAAAGUCGAUCUGCAGCAUCCAUCGCAGCGUUGUCCAAUCAGAUGGGAAGGGACGACAUCUUCGCGCGCAGAAAUUCCAUCUGGGAGAAUGUUGUGAGAAACUGCGACGUGUCCGGGGAGAUGGACGAUAGGAGUUUGACCUCGUCGAACAACGAUGCCUUCGAGGACAUGCCGGACUACAACUAUUGGGAAUCAGGAUCUCAAGCGCUUCUGAGGCCUUUGAAUCAAGCGAUCAGAGGUGGCUUCUUGGACAAUCAGAGCUCUCACCGUGGGUCGGAGGAUGAAGACAGGGCAUCUCCUGCAUCAAACCAUAGUGGAUCCAGCAUUCCUGCGUCCCUCUUCACUUCCAACUGGAUUCAGAACUUGCAGAAUCGAGUCCCGAAGACGGAGUUCAGUGAUGACGCUGCUUCACAAGAUUCUGCACGCGGGGAUCGGGCGAGUAGCACGAAAGAUGCAGGAGAGGAGUCUCUUGCAUGGACUGCCAUCCACGAGCUGCAGAGCAUGCAGACUCUCACUCAGGCGCUUCUUACCGAGCAUGCGAACAUGGUGAACGAGCUUCUGAGCGCACAAGAGCUGCUGCUGAAGGAGCGGAAGCACUGCCGUGAGCUGCAGGACAACAUCAAUGAGCUCAAGAAGACAGUCUCUCAACUGCAGAUGCAGACAAGAAAUGUAAAUGAUAUGAGCGGAACCCUCGUCGCCUAA
This is a messenger RNA of Guillardia theta CCMP2712, 1239 nucleotides long. RefSeq lists its product as hypothetical. Gene Ontology annotation, molecular function: DNA-binding transcription factor activity. The record is from RefSeq and is a predicted model, not a curated record. The transcript is spliced from 10 exons. Lineage: Eukaryota; Cryptophyceae; Pyrenomonadales; Geminigeraceae. The coding region runs from base 1 to 1239 and encodes 412 amino acids.